AUGAACCACUCGAUCCGAAAGACCGCUGUUGACUUGGAUGUGUCGAUCGAGACCGCCCACACCAUCAUGGCGAAGGACUUGGGAUGCAAGCCGUACACGGGGUUACGUACGCAAGGUUCACGGGGUAACGGAGGCUACAACAAAGAAGAGGCAGGACAGAGCAAAACUGCUACUUUCGCGGCACUCUGGUCUGGAAUUAUAUUUAUUGACGACUUGUUAGUGUUCGGCGAAAACGAAGGAGAACACGACGAAGCUUUGACAAAAGUAAUACGCAAGCUGGAUGAAUUGGGCGUACAAUUAAACCACCACAAAUGCAAGUUCAAACAAGCAGAGGUAGUUUUCUUGGGACAUCAACUAUCGGCUAAGGGAGUGUUACCAUCAUACGACAAAGUUCAAUCAAUUCUCGAUUGUCGAACACCGAAAUCGAAAGAAGAACUAAGAAGCUUUCUCGGACUGGUCACAUUUGUCUCGCGUUUCAUUCCGGAUUUGGCAACAGCAAACCAUCCAUUGCGCGAACUUAUAAAACAGUCUACGCCAUUCGAGUGGUCGAUGGAACACCAAAAAUCUUUUGAAAUGGUUAAACGUCGUAUCGGAUCAUUGGACUACCUAGGCUAUUUCGAUCCUAAAGAUCGCACAUUGCUGAUUACGGAUGCCUCAGGUGUAGGCCUAGGAGCAGUCCUAAUUCAGUAUAAAAACGAAAAACCAAGAGCCAUCAGCUAUGCUUCUAAAAGUCUCUCUCAAACGGAAAUAAAAUACCCUCCUAUUGAAAAGGAAGCUCUAGCCAUAGUGUGGGCUGUGGAGAGAUUUCGUAUAUAUUUAAUUGGCAUUAGCUUCGAGUUGGAAACUGACCAUCGUCCACUGGAAAGUAUUUUUACGAGCACUUCAAGACCUACAAUUAGAAUUGAGCGAUGGCUACUACGAUUGCAGGGAUAUAAAUUCAAGGUAGUGUAUCGGAAAGGAUCCGCCAAUUUGGCCGACUCGUUGUCGCGAUUAGCGGCACAUGUUAAUGAUGUACACUGGCAAGAUGAAUCGGAGGUCUACAUACGUCAGGUCGCGGCAGGUUUUCUCUCGACUUCCAACGCAGGAUAUGGGGCAGAGUUUGAUCUAGAUACUGAAGUUGAGAUAAGGGCUAUCCAGGAAACUGCAGCUAUCGAUAUUACCGAAGUAGUUCAAAUGACAAGAACAGAUGAUGAAUUAACUGCAAUCAAGGAAGCAAUUAUGUCUAAUAACUGGACAAACCCCAAAGUGAAACCUUUCGCCCCUUUUCAACACGAACUGAGUUACGCAAACGGCAUAAUAAUGCGUGGAAUGAAACUGGUUAUUCCAAAAAUGCUUCGAACCCGUAUGUGCCAACUAGCACACGAAGGACAUCCGGGACAUUCCGCGAUGAAAAGCAGACUACGAGACAAAUGUUGGUGGCCGAAUAUGGACCAGGAGGCUGUGAAGGUGUGUGACCAAUGCGAGGGAUGUCGCCUCGUUCAUGCGGCAGCCCCUCCUGAACCAAUGGAACGACGGAAACUACCGGAAAAACCCUGGAUAGAUUUGGCGAUAGAUUUCUUGGGCCCAUUGCCUUCAGGAGAAUACAUAUUGGUUAUUAUUGAUUACUAUAGCCGAUAUAUGGAAAUAGAAAUAAUGAAACGAAUAACAGCACAGGAGACGGUUAAACGAUUGCAGAAGAUUUUUCGAACGUGGGGAUACCCACGGACAAUAACUCUAGAUAAUGGGAAACAGUUUGUCUCCCAAGAAUUCGACGAAUUUUGUAAAAGAACUGGCAUUGUCUUAAAUCACACUACGCCAUAUUGGCCGCAAGCUAAUGGCGAAGUAGAACGUCAAAACCGAUCGUUGCUAAAGCGACUGAAGAUCUCUAAUGCGUUAUAUGGGGAUUGGAAGACCGAACUAGACGAUUACCUGAUACUUUAUAAUAACAAUCCUCAUAGUGUAACUGGACAACUACCAAGUGAGUUGCUCCAAAAUCGUAAAUUGAGAUUUAAGAUACCGCAGACAGACGAUAUUUCUACAACACCACCGAUAACGGAGUUCCGUGACCGUGAUUUAAAACAAAAAUUUGACAGUAAAAUUGCUGAAGAUGUUAGGCGAGGCUCAAAACCGAGUGUUCUUGAGCUCGACGAUACAGUUUUAAUGAAAAAUCUCCUACCGAAGGAUAAACUCUCUACCGAUUUUUCGAAAGAAAAGUUCAAGGUCAUUGAUUAA
This is a messenger RNA of Sabethes cyaneus, 2211 nucleotides long. RefSeq lists its product as uncharacterized. NCBI's taxonomy places the organism in Eukaryota, Metazoa, Arthropoda, Insecta, Diptera, Culicidae. Gene Ontology annotation, molecular function: nucleic acid binding. The record is from RefSeq and is a predicted model, not a curated record. Gene Ontology annotation, biological process: DNA integration. The transcript is spliced from 2 exons. Bases 1 to 2211 code for a protein of 736 amino acids.